Messenger RNA from Prinia subflava (tawny-flanked prinia), 420 nucleotides. RefSeq lists its product as uncharacterized. NCBI's taxonomy places the organism in Eukaryota, Metazoa, Chordata, Aves, Passeriformes, Cisticolidae. The annotation marks the transcript as partial. The transcript is spliced from 3 exons. The record is from RefSeq and is a predicted model, not a curated record.
AUGCGAUCCUACAUUUACUCAGCUUGUGAUGUUAAGGUUGCAACUUCUGUCUUCGAGAUCAGUCCAGGAACAGCAGAUAACCUAAAAUUGAAGUGUGGCCUGCAGGACCUGUGGCUAUCAUCUCAAAUACUGUCAAGUGUGUUCUUCUGGAUCAAACCAAUAAACAAUUCUCUGCUUUCCUCUUUGGAAAGGAAAAAAAGAAAGGAAAAGGAAAAGGAAAAGGAAAAGGAAAAGGAAAAGGAAAAGGAAAAGGAAAAGGAAAAGGAAAAGGAAAAGGAAAAGGAAAAGGAAAAGGAAAAGGAAAAGGAAAAGGAAAAGGAAAAGGAAAAGGAAAAGGAAAAGGAAAAGGAAAAGGAAAAGGGGGAGGGCAGAAGAGGAAAGGAAAGGAAAGGAAAGGAAAGGAAAGGAAAGGAAAGGAAA